AUGAAUCGUCGGCUCUCGAAGCGACCGCUUGGUCUCACGAACGGGUUCGAAACUCGACACUUGGCCCAAGAAGUUGCACAUGUCGUGGCGCUGUCGCUACAGCAAAACGCACGGAGUUACCAUCGCCAUCGGCUGUCAACUUCGGUGAUGAUUAACAGGAAACAGGGACUUUUAGCGUCGACAUUACAGCGGGCGGAACAGAAUGUGUCUGAUAUGACAAAUUAUCUGCAACGGGUCCAAGAAACGACUGUUGCUGCAAUCGGGACAAGUCGGGUACAAUCGGUGGUGGAAGUGGGGCCACGGGCGACAAGUUGUGACCAUAUGUGCGUCAUUUGCAUGGAUGGGGAUAUGACUGGUAGCAAAAGCACCGAAAAAGAAGAAGAAGGAGAAAGCGUGACGGCGCUGCCUUGUGGUCAUGUUUUUCAUGCUCAUUGUAUUGAACAAUGGCUACAGUAUCGACAGGUGUGUCCUAUCGAUCGAAUGGAGAUCGUCAGUGAUGAUACGGAAGGUGCUGCUAUAUGA
Molecule: messenger RNA, 522 nt
Organism: Peronospora matthiolae
Lineage: Eukaryota; Oomycota; Peronosporomycetes; Peronosporales; Peronosporaceae
Source: the annotation of a GenBank genome assembly